Geodia barretti is the source of this 1362-nucleotide messenger RNA. The record is from the annotation of a GenBank genome assembly. Lineage: Eukaryota; Metazoa; Porifera; Demospongiae; Tetractinellida; Geodiidae.
UGUGCCAAUUCAAAAUCCUGUGUAAUGGGUCAUUCAUACAAUGUUUUAUGCACUGUUUUUCUAUUGAGGGAUGGUCUUGGUGCAGUUGAGGUAGAAAACUAACGUUCCGAUUAGAUCUAAAUGCACGCAUUGUAUUGUAUGUAUGUAGUACGUACAUACGUAAAUAUGUAUGUGUGUAUCCCAGGAUGGACAAGAAAGGAGGAGGGAAUGAUGUCAUUUAUCCUGACAUAAUGUUCUGUGUUGAUGGAUUUGAGGAGAUAUUCCACAGCAUUCACCUCACAGAGCCAGGAGAGAAAGUUGCCGUUCAGCUGAUGGCAGUCAACAAGAGUAUCAGAGUGUCGAGGAUGGUGUUCCUGGGAGCAGUGGACUACGGGGCCCUCAGGACUGAGUGUAUGAAGAGAGACCAGAACUCUCUCUCGCGACGUCUCAAGAGACUCUCUCUCACCCGAAACUCCUCCAACGGCAGAAAGACGGACCUAAGACAGGCCUACAGCUUUGUGAAGAUGCAGGGACCCAAAAUGAAGGGAUUCGCAGAGAUGGCAGUGGCUCGAGUGAGUCACCACGAGCUCGUCCCCCCACAGCCAGCCCAGGCUCCACCCACUCUCCAGCCUUCCUACACCAAACCCACCAUCUCUCCUCGUCUCGUUGUGGCUACUAAAAACGGGGGCUCCCCCAGCGGCGCAAAACGCCAUCCCUACCAUCAUAGUCCCGGAAGACUCCACUUCAAUGUCGCCCUCCCCCACUUCGGUCCACAUCCGUGGACACUCGUCUCCCUCACAGAUGACUUUCCACGAGCGUUCGUACUCUUCCCCCGUGGACGCUGUUAGCUCACCCGGGUCAGACGAAGCGUACUACUCCACGGCAAGCCCCUCCCACUCCAGUGUUGUCAUGGAAGCAGAGGACUUCCGACAGAGCUCUCGUCCGGGGUCGGGGUUCUUCACUCGCCAAUCGAGUCGCGACAGCUUCCUGUCAAACGACUCGGCUCUGGAUCCGAGACACGAGCGAAGUCAGAGUUUCACCGGACCAGUGAGAGAGAGCGACUCCAUUUCUGUGGCCUCUGCCACCACCAUCGGGUCCUCCAAGGGACGUUUCAAGUCGAGUUCAGGAAGACCUCGGAGCAAGUCUGGUUCAGAUAUGGCAGUGUGUGCCUACCUCACCUACAUCACACUUCCGUGGCACUGCAUCGUGGAUGAUAUCCUGAACAGCACAAGGAAGAGAGUGUUAUAACACAUCCAGAGAUUAUACUGCGUUACGUUACACCAUAACAUGUUUUGUUACACAUUACUGUUGUUGUAGAGUCAUGUCGAAUCUUAUGUGUUGCUUAAUACACAUAAUAAUCAUAGCAAAAUUUAAUAUUUUUUA